Molecule: messenger RNA, 702 nt
Organism: Cervus elaphus (red deer)
Lineage: Eukaryota; Metazoa; Chordata; Mammalia; Artiodactyla; Cervidae
Product: 40S ribosomal protein S23-like
Biological process (GO): translation
Cellular component (GO): ribosome; cytosolic small ribosomal subunit
Molecular function (GO): structural constituent of ribosome
Source: RefSeq, a predicted model, not a curated record
AUGCAGGCUUGUGGUUUAAAGUUGCCCACUGGCAGCACCUCCAGCAGGAAGCUCUGUAGCCGCCGACGAGCCCGGAAGCGGCAUGAACAGUACAAGAAAGCCCAUUUGGGCAGCCCUUUUAGACGCACUUCUCAUGCCAAGAGAAUUGUGCUCGAAAAAAUAGGGGUUGAAGCCAAACAGCCAAAUUCUGCCAUCAGGAAAUGUGUCAGGGUUCAGUUCACCAAGAAUGGCAAAAAAUCACAGCCUUUUGUACCCAGUGAUGGUUGCUUGAAUUUUAUUGAGGAAAAUGAUGAAGUUCUGGUUGCUGGAUUUGGUUGCAAAGGUCAUGCUUUUGGUGACUUUCCUGGAGUCCUCUUUAAGGCUGUCAAAGUAGCCAGUGUCUCUUUUUUGGCCUUACACAAAUGCAAGAAGGAUAGACCAAGAUCAUAAAUGUUGAUGAUGAAAGAAUGAUAGUAAUAAAUUUUCAUAUACCAAAAAAAAAUUAAAUGUGAUAUGAUAGUUAAGCAAAAGCACAUCCUUGUCACACAGAGCAGAAUAAGGGGCAGCUGCUGUUUAUUGGGACGCUCAUUACAUUACACCUUUGCACUUCUUGAUGCUCGCUAUCAUAGGCACUUGUCACUACCUGUGUUCAGUCAUGUCCAACUCUUUGUGACCCUGUGACUGUAGCCCACCAGGCUCCUCUGUUCAUGAGAUUUUCCAGCC